Molecule: messenger RNA, 3600 nt
Organism: Macrobrachium nipponense
Lineage: Eukaryota; Metazoa; Arthropoda; Malacostraca; Decapoda; Palaemonidae
Product: sperm-associated microtubule inner protein 5-like
Exons: 5
Coding region: 374-859 (161 amino acids)
Source: RefSeq, a predicted model, not a curated record
GAGGAGGAAGGAGAAUUGCACGCUAAAAUGAUGCCAGGGACGGUUGAAAAAGCGGUCGAAACGGGGAAGGGAAACUGGUGGACAUCAGCUGUUACCGAGUAUAAGAUGUGGGAGUUCGCCUAGCAGCCAUAUUGAUCCCGGUUGGUAUAGCAGUAGUGUAAACAGAGGGAGGUGGGACUCACGUCGUACGAGUGUCCUGGCUGAACUUUCAGGUUUCCAGUGAAUCCCGAGGAUGGUUUUACCCUCCACGUGAAGCGUGAAGUGCCGUUCGAGUGCCCUGUUUGGGGGAGAAGAACGAACGAAGCGGGAAAACGCCCGUUCCACAGCCCUUACCCCGUCUCCCAGGAAAGAUCAUCGUCUUCCAUUCGAAAUAAUGAUGAACGAAUUGGGGGCCCCGUCGACGCCGAUCGUCCGAAGACGGACGUACAUAGUCGGGUACUCAGGUUAUAUUCCGGGGUUGAUGUUCAGGUAUGGCCAGACCUUCGGAAAAGCGGCUGAGGAGAGCAUCGCUCUCUACCUGAAGCAGCAAGCGGAGAGGAGAGUCAGGGAAGAGGUCAAGCGAUCCAGGUCGUUGCCAAGACUGAAGCCGAAACGAAGCGACGCUCAGGUCAUCGAGGAUUUCUACAACAAAUACGGUCUUGAUGGCCGAAGUAAUCCAGACUACCCGCCCCUCCCAGGAUACACUGGUUACAUCCCGAAGGUGAAACCAACCGACCUGGGAAUCGGCAAGACCUUCAGUGCCGCUGCCCGGAGUGGAUUGGCCUGCGUGUCCCUGGCCAGAGAGAGGAGAGAGGUCCUGAACCCUCAGCUGCAUCCUGCCGUCCCAACUGCACAUCAUCACACCACAACCCCAUCCUAGUGCGUCUGGAAGUCCUAUAGGACCUAACUAAGAAAAUGCAACCUUCUCCUUAUCAUUAGCAGGAAGUCCUGCACGCAUUUUUGGUAGACCCCUGAAGUGUUCUUGUUUUGGCUGGUAGGCGUUUCCAGAGGAUGAACUUCUUGCUUUUGCUGGAAAGCAUUUCCAGAAGACGGCCUCUGGCAUUUACUGGAAUGUGUUCCCAAAGAACAACUUCUUGUCGUUACUGGAAACCGUUUCCAUAGAACGACUUCUAGAUGCUGGAAGGGGUUUCCAAAGAAUGACUUCUUGCUUUGUCUUGAGUGUGGUUCCAGAGGCCUACUUCUCGUAUUUACUGAAGGGCACUUCCAGUAGAUGGCUUCCAGUAUUUGCUGGAAGACAUUUCCAAAAGAAGAAUUGGAAAGUGUUUCCAGAGAACGGAUUCUUCCUAUUCAUGAGAUGUUUUGAAUCAGUAUUCAAAAGUCUGUGCCCAGAAUGGCCAGAUUAAUUUCACUUUUUGUAUUUGUGAAUUUGAAAGAGAUUUCCUUUCUCUUUAAUAUGCGAAUGAAGAGAGCCAAUUUUUUUCAUGGUCUGCUUUAAACAUAUAUAUCAAAUUUUACAAUGCAAGGUAGAAUUUUCCACUUGGAAACCAUCUGCCGAGUUGAUGCACUUGCUAACGAUUAGUCAACUGCUUUGCAUAUGUCAGUGAGUCUUCAGUCCUAUCGUUUAACAGAUUCCAUUCUCCUCUUAGGUUUUAGAUGCAAGGCAUUAUUGGCCAGACAAGAAUCAAAGGCACAGAUGGGGCUUACUACCCAUUGCUAUGCUAGUUUUACGAGAAAGCCUGUACGCAUAAAGCUAAAACUCAUGCAUUUUUGUUCAUUGCGCAUUUGUUUCUUUCAACAGAAUCCAUGAGUCCAUUUACCUUUUAACCCUUUAACUUACAUUUUACCUAUAUAGCCCUAAGUCCCUCCAUUUUUCUUCCUCGACGCAUCCAUCGAACUCGAGCCAUCUCCUCAAUCCAUCCAUGCUUCCACCAUGACAUCCAUGCCACGGAAAGCCCUCCUUCUCCCACCGCUAGCCUUAUUCCGUUCUAGUGCUGCUGGAGUCAGUCCGUCUAGACCAGGGGUCUCCGAACCAUGGCCCGCGUGCUACAUCCUGGCCCGCCAUUGGACAUCAUGUAGGCUGCAGCUCAUAAUCAAAAGCCACGUCAAGCCCAGUUUUACCAGUUGCGACCAGUCAGUUCAAGCUCAAGCGUGGUGGCAGUCACUAAUCUCCCAUCACCCUGAUGCUCUUAUUUUUCCUUGGAGUUAUAAUUUGCAUAUUCAAACUGCCAAGUUUAUUCAACUUUGGAGUUACCCCAAAUGCUCUUAGGAACUUCUCGUAGGAAAAGAACUGACGCACAUUCAUUUUCCUAUGGCCUGCAGAGAUAAUCAAAUAUAUAAUGUGAUUCACUGAAAAGUUUGGAGACCCCUGGUAUGGCCUAAAGCACCCCCUACAACCCUCCUGUUCUCGCUUGGAGGGAAAUCUGGAUCUACUCAGAGUCUCGUCCAGUCUUGAUCCAGCUCGCGUCGUUCCAGCGAGAUCGCCUGGAAACUCCUUAGGAUAUCGACGACGAUGCUCGAGUUGUAUCGAGCGACGCCUGAUUUAUUAGAUAAUGUAAUGAUAAUAAUAGACACUUAUAAUAACGUUUCACACGCCACCUUCAACCUUACGCCAUAUUGUCUCACUUACCGAAGGGAUGCCCUCACAACCUCUCCCUGCCUCUUCGUCAUAUAUUUUUGUUUUAGAAAAAAACUGUGAUGUUGUUCCACGGCAGUCUCUAUAAACUUGUGGAAAAAAGAAGAACCUUAGAGGGUUUCAUACAUGUUUGUCCCAUCCUUCACUGCUUUUGUGGCGUAAAGCAAUAUAAUUUUUCUUUUUAAAUUUGCAGUCUUCUUGUAACUUAGUUUAGGCUGAACCGUCAACACUAGAUAAUUCUGUAUUUAUGUCACAAACUUUCCAAAAAAUAACAAAAAAGCUUCUAGGAUACAAAUAAUAUUUUUGGUUUUGUUAGUUAUGUUUUGUUUUCUACUGAACAGUAUUUAGAAAAAAAAAUGAAACUAAUUACUCUCUCAGAAUGAAUUAUCAUUUACAGCCAUUUGGAGAGCUCUUGCUUUUCUAUGAUACAUCUACGUAUGUUCAGAUUGAGAAAUCUUUUUCAUUGCAAUUUUUUUCCCUUUCCUAUUGUGUUUUAAAACGUUUCAUUUUUCCUGUUUGUUAAAGAAGUUUUUUUUUUUUGCCUAGCGAAAUCGUUCGCAAAAGUCAGUUACUUUGAAAUUAUAUUUUUAGUUUUUGAUGUCGCCGUUGAGGUUUGUCGAUUAUUUUUUAUUUUUUUUUUUUUUUGGUCAAAUUUCUCAAUUUUUGAAAGGUUGUGUUGGUGUUCAGUAUUUUCAGGAUCAGAUUUGCUCUCAAGCUUUCGUAUUCACAACUUGUUUUUGCUGAUGUUGCCUGAUACAGCAGACCUUAUGCGCCCGAAGAUACUGCAUUAUUAUUUCUUAUUAUAUUUUAUAAUAAUUUUGUUACAACCCCUUUCUCUCAAUAUGUAGUGAAAUUCUAUUCUGAGAGAAAUGCACAUUAAUUUUCAAUAUAUAUUUGACUAUAUGUUUAUCACCAUGUUUUGAAAGUUAUUUGCUAAACUGAUGGCCUUUUAGGCUCAGUAUAUGAAUGUGCAUCCUUAAUAUGAACAAUUAUAAUAGGAUAAAGAAAUAAUCACUUUCGUUUAAAUC